AUGCCAGGCCAGGACGAAGUGAAAGUGACGGCCUCGGCGCUGGGAAAGCAAGAGGCGGAGAGAGAGGCUUGCCUGCUCCUGAUCGCAAAGCUCAAGGAAACUGGAAGUUGGGAAACGUUUUCCUCGCCUAGCUCUUCCCAACCUCAAACUGAGGUCGUCAUCAAUGAUGACCUACAUUUCAACAUUCAACAUGCGUCGAGAAAGCUUCGCAAAUUAGCAAGGAUCACAGACUCAUUUUUGGACAGAGAGACCCCGGAGAUCUCGCCUCCGGAGACCUUACCUCCAGAGAGACAGAGCAUUACAGUGUCAAAUGUCUAUCGAAAGAGGAGAUCCAUGGUCUUGGCUCGGGACCUGAAACACAUUCGCGAGUCUCGCGGUCAGCGCGCAAGUAUUCUUCAAUCGAUGAGGGCUGGCUUGCCGGUGAACACUCUCAAACAACAAAUCUUGGACCUCGUCAAUAACCACACGUACAGCCUGAUUGUUGCUGAGACUGGUUCUGGAAAGUCAACUCAGGUUCCUCAAAUAAUUUUGGACGAUGCAAUCGACCAGAGAGCCGGAGGGCAUUGCAAUGUUCUCUGCGUCCAACCAAGGCGGGUAGCAGCGCAGUUUCUCGCACGGCGAGUAGCCCACGAAAGACUUGACCAGUCCGGCAAAACCGUUGGUCAUAUGGUCCGAUUCGAUUAUCAAAUACCAGCCAAGUGCGGCGCUAUCACCUACUGCACCACUGGCGUGAUGUUGAAUAUGCUGCAAAACCCAACCGACCCCCUCACCUUGUACUCUCACAUCAUCCUCGAUGAAGUUCAUGUUCGCGACAUUGGAAUUGACUUCGUGAUGCUACUCUUGAAGCGCCGCAUUGAUCAAUUACGGCUAACCGGGGCCCCUGCACCUAAGGUUGUUGUUAUGAGCGCAACGUUGGACGUCGACCUCUUUACGUCUUAUUUUCGCAAUGAAGGGCCAGAUGGGACACUACUUCCCGCUCCACACAUUUCCAUUCCGGGGCGUCAAUACCAUGUCCAACGGAAUUACCUCGACGAAUUGCUUGAAACUUUGAAGACCUCACCUAAUCCAGAAGCAUUUGGGGCUUUGCUGAAAGAAGGUGAUACUGCGAAGUUCCUUAAAAAUCACUACAAACGGUUUCCUCCGCCUAAUAUCGCCGAGGACCCUACAGAAACUGCCCUGGAUGCCACCACCGACGAUCUGAGCAAGGAUCAUUCUCCUAAUCCGACUGCUGCGAAGACCCACGAUGAAGAUCCAAUCAUUCCCCUUGGAUUAAUUUGCGCAACUAUUUUCCACAUCCUUAAAACCACCAAAGGCGGUGCGAUCCUGGUCUUCCUCCCAGGCAUGCAACAGCUUCUUUCUGUGGAGGGAAUGCUGAAUAAUUUUGCAGGCAAAAUGGAGCUCAACUUCCAAGAUGAAAACCUGUUUCGCAUCCUGAAAUUACAUUCUGAACUCCCGGAGGAACUUCAAAAAUUGCCUCUCAAGGUGCCGCAUGGCUGUCGGAGAAUCUUGUUGUCAACGGACAUUUCCGAGGCCUCUCUCACGAUCCCGGAUGUCGAGUAUGUAGUCGACUCCGGGAGAGUGAAUCAACUGAUUUCCGAUCAAUGGACACUUUCCAACCGAAUGGCUCUGUGCUGGAUCAGUCAGUCUAGUUCCUCUCAACGGGCAGGUCGAGCAGGCAGAGUCAAGAAUGGACAGUAUUACUUCAUCGGCACUCAACAACGCUACAAUUCUCUCCGAGUCACCAAUGCUCCUGAGAUUUUGCGCACUGAUAUUCAAGAUGCGUGCCUGCGUGCAAAGCACAUCGACCCGGAAUUGACCAUCUCCGAGUUUUUCAAGGGAGCUCUUGAGCCACCAGGCGAUGAUAAGGUCGACUUUGCCGUCCAGUAUCUGGAGAGAAUGUCAGCAAUAAAUCUCAAAGGGGGCGAAAGGAUCACCCAUUUGGGUCAACACCUCCUCCAGCUACCUCUUCAUCCGCUCCUUGGCAAGCUGGUACUCUUGGGCAUGAUCUUCCGUUGCCUGGAUCCCUUGCUGAUCUUAGCGGUGAUCGGUCUGGACGGAGAUCUGUUUCAACGGUCCAAGACUGAAGCCCAACAAAUGCCGUUCCGGAAUCGUCGCCAUGCUUUUGCCAAAGGUUCUGCUAGCGAUCAGAUCAGCACUAUCAAUGCGUUCAAAGCUAUCCGGAAGGAAUGGCAGGAGAAUGGCCCAUCGGCGGCCGCUGACUUCGCCUAUUCAAACUACCUUUAUUUCAACGACUACCGCGAGGCCUAUCGCGCGGCUAAUCAAAUUCUUGAGCACAUGGAUCGGAGGGGGUUCAUUGACCUCUCUCGAACCACCACCGACAAGACGAAUCAUCAGUUCGGCGGCCUGGAGUACAAUACCAAUUCUGAUAAUGCCCUUCUCAUCAAAACAUUGCUACUCAAUUGCCUAUCUCCGCGAAUCGCUAACCCCAAGACCUACAAAAACGGCAACGCCUUUCAAUAUUCCACCCACUCAGAAGGUGACAAACCGACCGUUUAUGGUUUCAGCCCUAGCUGUGACGGGAAUCGCUCCGGCUCUGUGGUUGUAUACGGCAGAAAGAAACAGUUCUCACCCAACAUGAUGGUCAUUUCUGAACUUUCCCUCGUCAGUCCGCUCUCCGCGUGUCUCUUCGGAAGCAGACAAAGAAUGGACUGUGACUCGGUUCUUGUGGAGGGUUUCUUGCAAGUAAAACUCAACAUGAAAGGUGCGUCGGUUCCGGCGUCAAAAGCUGUUGCACAUGUGGUUAAUCUCCACCACCGAAUUUCCAAGGGCUUGCGCACUUAUCACAAGCUUCUCUUUACUGCAAACCGCUUGUCUGACGAUAAAGACAAUCGCUUGAUGAUCCAAAUACUCCGUGACGAAUUGUCCACUGCCUUGGUGCAGACAGUUACGGAUGUCUUGGGCCGCGAUCUCCACCGCAUUAUCCCUCCCGAGACAGUCUCGCCUCGAUGGGAAACAGUCAUUGUUGAAGGCGAAAUUAUAGCCUAG
Messenger RNA from Penicillium cinerascens, 3006 nucleotides. RefSeq lists its product as uncharacterized. Gene Ontology annotation, cellular component: nucleus; intracellular anatomical structure. The transcript has 3 exons. Gene Ontology annotation, molecular function: ATP binding; RNA binding. The record is from RefSeq and is a predicted model, not a curated record. NCBI's taxonomy places the organism in Eukaryota, Fungi, Ascomycota, Eurotiomycetes, Eurotiales, Aspergillaceae. Bases 1 to 3006 code for a protein of 1001 amino acids.